GGGUGGUACACGGUGUCAAGAGACCCAAUCCAAACGGUGGGAUUAACCCUUCACAAUCAGCAAACUCCAUGGAUAAACAAUGCGGAAUCCACUCAAGCUUUCCUUCUAUUUAAUCAAUCCCCCUCUUUCCCCUUUGCGUUCUCUCUCUCUCUUUCUUUAUCUUUCAUUCCCACUCUGCGUUUCGUGUAAUCAGCCAUAGCCGGCCGAUUGCACCUCAAGAUCUUGAGAACGAACCCAUUUCAAUCACCCAUCUGUUUCAGUAACAAAUUCUCGGUUACUGAUAACUUAUAUAGUUGUGGGAAGCUUUGGUUGUAUCGAUGAUAGUGUGUGGGGUUAUCUUUUUGAAGUAGCGGUGUCGGUGUCGGUGUCGGUGUCGGUAGACUUUUAGGGUUAGGGUUUUCUGGAAUUGGAUGAGUAAGGUGGUGGUGGUGACAUGCUUUGUUGCGGAAUACAUUUCUGAGGAUUGCGGUUUGGUGAUUCGUAGUCGGGGUAGGUGGGGCAAAUGUGGCUGAUCUUCUUUUUUUAUUUCUGAAUUUCCGCCCAACAACCACCGCGUUACUUUUCUUGUUGAAUUUCCUUUUUGCUUUGUGGUUUUUGAUCUGGUUUUGAUUUCGAGAAACGAGAAAGAGAGUGUUGGAGGAGGUUCACGAUGCAGCAAGAUCGUCGAAGAAAGAGUCCAAAAGACAUUGAGUUCUUCACUGAAUAUGGUGAAUCAAACCGAUACAAAAUCCUGGAGAUUAUAGGAAAGGGAAGCUAUGGAGUCGUUUGUGCAGCCGUUGACACACAGACUGGUGAAAAGGUUGCAAUAAAGAAAAUAACCAACAUUUUUGAACAUUCAUCCGAUGCUAUUCGAAUUUUGCGUGAGAUUAAAUUGCUUAGACUUCUUCGUCAUCCUGAUAUUGUUGAAAUUAAGCGGAUUAUGUUGCCACCAUCAAGACGAGAGUUUAAAGAUAUUUAUGUUGUAUUUGAACUCAUGGAGUCUGAUCUUCACCAAGUCAUAAAAGCCAAUGAUGACUUGACACAUGAACACCAUCGUUUUUUCCUCUAUCAAAUGCUUCGAGCAUUGAAAUAUAUGCAUACAGCAAAUGUGUAUCAUCGAGAUUUAAAACCAAAGAACAUAUUAGCAAAUGCAAAUUGCAAACUCAAGAUAUGCGACUUUGGAUUAGCAAGAGCUGCAUUUACUGAUACACCCACCACAAUAUUUUGGACAGAUUAUGUUGCAACAAGAUGGUAUAGAGCUCCUGAGUUAUGCGGAUCUUUUUAUUCCAAGUAUACCCCUGCUGUUGAUAUAUGGGGAAUCGGAUGUAUAUUUGCUGAAGUAUUAACAGGAAAACCACUUUUUCCUGGAAAAAGUGUUGUUCAUCAAUUGGAACUUAUCACUGAUCUUCUUGGAACACCAUCACCAGAUACCAUUUCUAGAGUGCGCAAUGACAAGGCAAGAAAAUACUUGACUGAUAUGCGUAGAAAGAAAGCAGUCACAUUUUCUGAGAAGUUUCUAGAUGUUGAUCCAUUGGCACUCAGGUUAUUGCAGAGGUUGUUGGCUUUUGAUCCAAAGGAUCGACCAACUGCUGAACAGGCAUUAGCGGAUCCUUACUUCAAGGGACUAUCGAAAGUUGAAAGGGAGCCAUCUUGUCAAUCGUUUUCAAAGUUGGAGUUUGAGUUUGAGAGAAGAAGAGUCACAAAAGAGGAUAUUAGGGAGUUGAUAUUCCGGGAGAUUCUAGAAUAUCAUCCUCAGUUGCUUAAAGAUUACAUGGCUGGAAAUGAUCGAACAAAUUUCAUUUAUCCUAGUGCCAUUGGUCAAUUCAGAAGGCAAUUUGCAUAUUUUGAGGAAAAUAUUGGGAAAAGUGGGCCUGUUAUACCUCCAGAGAGGAAGCAUGUUUCUCUUCCUAGGUCAACGGUUUCUUCAAGUAUGACUGCUCCAAAGCUGCAGCAAUGUUUGGCUGCAUUUGACAAUAAGCCAGUGGUGGAUAACAACAACAUGUCAAAUGGUGGUAGAGUUGCAAUAGAUGCUUCCGGAUACAUCUUUAGUGCUGCUGCUAGACCACCCCCAAGGAUGCCCAAAGGAAGAGUUGUGGGGCCAGUUUUACCAUUGGAGGGUAGGGGGGAGAUGAAGGAUGUGUAUGAUCCAAGGGUAAUGCUUAGAAAUGGUCCGGUUGGUGUUUCUCCACAUUAUGCAUCAUAUAGGGGCAAUAAUGGAAAUCAAGGAAAGAUUCAUGGGGGGCAAGAAGGUGAUAGGGAUUCAUUGUCCUUGAUGAAACAGCAACAGGGGGUCAACAGUAAUCCUUAUUACAACCACGGUCAACAGUCAAAGGGAAUGGAGUCAAAGUUUAUGUCACAGUCACAAUCAGAGUAUGGGGUUGCUGUUGCUACUCAUAGAGAGGUUGGUGUUGUUCAAAUGGGAUUAUCGUAGAGAGCUUUCUUGUUUUUAUUCCUCUUUAUAUUUGGGGUGUUUAGUUGAUGAUGUAUAUUGCACUUGUUUUUUUUAGUUUUGAUGAAA
Messenger RNA from Lactuca virosa, 2497 nucleotides. Lineage: Eukaryota; Viridiplantae; Streptophyta; Magnoliopsida; Asterales; Asteraceae. The record is from the annotation of a GenBank genome assembly.